Molecule: messenger RNA, 240 nt
Organism: Debaryomyces hansenii CBS767
Lineage: Eukaryota; Fungi; Ascomycota; Pichiomycetes; Serinales; Debaryomycetaceae
Product: DEHA2E17820p
Exons: 1
Coding region: 1-240 (79 amino acids)
Source: RefSeq, a predicted model, not a curated record
AUGCGCUCAAUGUCUCGGCACCAGCUGCACGAUAGCGGGUGCACAAUUGUGUUGGCGAGUAGUAUUAAGGCGUCUUGGUCACGGCAGGUGAUCGCGCGCUACAUAUAUCAUCCAAAUAAUAUUGGUGAAUACGACAGCGGCGGCGGCCAGUGGGACGAUGGCGAAAGCGUUAAUGACUGGCCCGUUGUGCAUAGGCCUGAGCCCAGGCUAGCGGGCAACUAUUCUCGGCAGCUAGCGUAG